This is a messenger RNA of Wallemia ichthyophaga EXF-994, 1521 nucleotides long. RefSeq lists its product as uncharacterized. NCBI's taxonomy places the organism in Eukaryota, Fungi, Basidiomycota, Wallemiomycetes, Wallemiales, Wallemiaceae. Bases 1 to 1521 code for a protein of 506 amino acids. Gene Ontology annotation, molecular function: phosphatidylserine decarboxylase activity. The record is from RefSeq and is a predicted model, not a curated record. Gene Ontology annotation, biological process: phosphatidylethanolamine biosynthetic process. Gene Ontology annotation, cellular component: mitochondrion. The transcript has 3 exons.
AUGCCCCUAGGCUAUCGCAUGCCUGCUAGGCUACGCCGAAAGGCUGGUCAGACGCUCAAUUGGAUACAUCCUCAUUCCACUCCUUCUCCACAACGUGGUAGAUCUUUCAGAUUCUCUGCGAAGAGAUGGACCGGUUACAAGAAUGCUGAUCAGAAGUACGAACAUUUGAAGCAAAAACAACCAUUGAGAUAUCGUCUCAAAAUGGCUUGGAAGGACACUCCCACAAAGUGGUAUCCUCUCCCUAUUGGUAUUGGUGCCGCACUUCUCGCUUUUCUUAGCAUGCGUAAUCGCAAUUGGUCUACCAACAACGAGCCUCAAGUUGUGUUUGACGGACAAGCUAUGAAAUUGCAAGGGCCAUGGCAAGUGCAUGUUAUCGGUGCACUACCACUCCGACAACUCUCCAGACUUUGGGGAUACGUUAACUCUUUCGAAAUUCCAAUAUGGGCACGUCCAACUGGUUUCAAAAUAUACUCUUGGCUAUUCAAUUGCAACCUCGAUGAAAUAACUCCAGAAGAUCUCACCUUAUAUCCCAGUCUUGGUGUGUUUUUCUAUCGUAAACUCAAAUCUGGCGCGAGACCAAUAGCCGAAUCACCAUUAGUUUCACCAGCUGAUGGUACACUUUUACACUUUGGUACAAUUGAAAAUGCACAAGUUGAGCAGGUGAAAGGAGUUACUUAUAGUUUGGAUGCUUUAUUAGGAUUGACUGAUAGAGCAUCUGAUUCAUUAUCACUUUAUCUCAAUGAAGGAAGCCCAAAUGAUCCCCACGAACACGUCAAACAUACAGAUUUUGCUAAUGUUAACGGUAUAGAGUAUAGUUUGGAUGAGUUGCUGGGAAAGCAGCAGAAGGAAGGUUCCACUAGAGAUGCCGCUAUUGAACAUGAUCUAAGUGCUGCUGCUAUAUCCCAUGAUGCAAAAGUUGCACAAGAACUUGGUCGACAAGUGAUAGAUAGAGCUAUUGAUAGUGAUAGUGAUAGUAAUAGUGAUAGUGAUACAAGCAACACUCUUUCAAAACCCACAAUAAAACCAGGUAAUAAACUAUUUUUCAGCGUCAUUUAUCUCGCACCUGGUGAUUACCAUAGAUUUCACAGUCCAGCUGCAUGGGUGGCAGAAAAACGAAGACAUUUUGCAGGAGAUUUGUUUAGUGUCUCACCGUGGAUGGCUAAGCGAUUACCCAACUUGUUUGUUUUGAAUGAAAGGGUUGCGUUGCUAGGAAGAUGGACACAUGGAUUCUUUAGCAUGACUCCAGUUGGGGCGACAAACGUUGGAUCAAUUAUACUCAACUUUGAUAAAGAUUUGAGGACAAAUGUUGGUAGAAGGCCACCACGUACAGGUGCAUAUAAGGAAGCAGAUUAUGCUAGAGCAUCGAGGGUACUCAAAGGACAGCCACUUCAACGUGGUGAGGAAAUGGGCGGAUUCUGUUUAGGAUCUACGGUUGUAAUGGUGUUUGAAGCGCCUGAGGAGUUUAAAUUCUUUGGGAAUCCAGGUGAUAAAGUGAAGAUGGGAGAGGCGAUGAUGGGAUAG